AGUACUGAUGCACUUGUAUGUGCACUUUCAUAAUGUUUGAUUUCGCCGCCGAACGGCGCUACUGAUAUGCUCAACGGGCGCUUUAAAUUUCACAACGCUCUUUGUAAACACGCGUCCUUUUCCGUUGACGGCUUGCAUGUCUUUAAACUAUUUUUGAUUGUUUGCUUUGCGACGUGUUAUUUGUUUUAUUUAUUCUCAAGUUGACUCGAAUCUUUCACGAAACAAAUUAUUCUUGUAGAGUGUUUUACAAAGCUGAUAUUUCAUUUGGACGAAAUGGAGCGUUAACUUGAUAGUAAGCUGGUAAUGGGCCUAAUGUUGAGUUCGGUUCAUGCAUCGACUAAUGCAUAAUCGUGUUAGAUUAUUCUGUGACAAUAAUAACCAGUUGUUCGUAUGCAAUACAAUAAAAUUACGUUCGAAUGUGAUGUCAGUGUAACUAUAAUUGUGCGCGUACAAAAAUGUGAUUAUCUUCUUGUAUUUAAUUGUCAAUAUUUAAAUGUUUUGGAGUACAUGCUUUCUAAAAUUUAUUUAUUGGGCAUGAAUGGACAGGUGCAACCUUCCAGGGAGAGGUUAGGAGGUUUUAGUAACAAUACAAUAGGUCUUUUUUCUGGAAUGAUUACUACAGAUCGUGUUCCAAACAUACAAUUAACUGGUACAAACAAUGGAUUACCUAUGGAUGAUUCCAAUGUUGCCACAGAAGUUGAUAGCAAAGUCAAAACGAAAUUAUUAUCUAUGUGGAAUAAUGUUAAAUAUGGUUGGACUAUUAAGGUAGUAAAACCAAAUUUCUCAAAAGAAUCUCCUGUAUGCUUGCUUGGUAAAAUUUAUCGUAAAAAACCAGAAGAAUUUUUAGAAAAAGCUUCUGAAGCAGAUAAAACUUUAGACACUGGAAGUGAGAUAUCUCUAGCAAUGGAUGCUAUUAGUUUUGAAGAUGGUAUAGAAGAAUUUAAAAAAGAUUUUACAUCGCGUCUUUGGUUAACAUAUAGAAGAGAAUUUCCUAUAUUAAAUGGUUCUACAUUCACUACUGAUUGUGGUUGGGGAUGUAUGUUACGUAGUGGCCAAAUGAUGUUGGCACAGGCAUUAGUCUGUCAUUUUCUUGGAAGAGAAUGGCGGUGGCAACCAGAUCAACCAAUAAAAACAGAACAACAAAAAUUAGAUGAAUAUAACCACAGAUUAAUAAUUAAAUCAUUUGGAGAUUUACCAGAGCGUACAUCUCCAUUUUCUAUACAUACACUUGUAUCUUUGGGUGCAUUGUGGGGAAAACGUGCAGGAGAUUGGUAUGGGCCAUCCUCUGUUGCUCAUCUUUUAAGCCAAGCAGUAGAGAAUGCAGCAGAACGACAUCCAGCAUUUAAUAACUUGGCUGUUUAUGUUGCUCAAGAUUGUGCAGUUUAUCUGCAAGAUAUAGAAAAUGUAUGUCAAACACCUGAUGGCAAAUGGAAAUCUUUAAUACUUUUUGUACCUUUAAGACUUGGUGCUGACAAAUUAAAUCCUGUUUAUACAUCUUGCUUAACACAUUUACUUACAUUAGACACCUGUAUUGGAGUUAUCGGUGGUCGACCUCGGCAUUCGCUUUAUUUUAUUGGUUUCCAGGAAGAUAAAUUAAUUAAUCUAGACCCACAUUAUUGUCAAGAAACUGUUGAUGUAUUAAAAGAUAAUUUCUCUUUAACAAGUUUUCAUUGUACUUCACCAAGAAAAAUGUUAAUUUCAAAAAUGGAUCCUAGUUGUUGUGUGGGAUUUUAUUUUCAUAAUAAAAUACAAUUUACAAAUUUUAUGGAAAUUGCUCCUUCGUAUUUGGUACCAGAAGAUGAAAAAAUCGACUAUCCAAUGUUUUUGUUUUGUGAAGGGAGUGGGAAAGAUCUCCAUCAAAAAAUCGAAAUUGCAGAAAAUAUAAUUCCUUCUACUACCUCUUUUACAGGUAAUGGAACGUACGAUGACGAUCUUGACGAAUGCGAAGAAUUUGAAUUAGUACAAUGAGAUAUUUAUCAUUGAAAAAAAAAAAAGAAAAAGAUAUAUCACGUACUUAAUACAUUCAUGGAUAGUUUUUGGAGAAGAACAUUAAUGAUCAUCAUUAAUCAGAAUUCUCCGUUCAUUCGUCCAUAUAUGUACAAGGGUAAAAAACCAAUUGAUGACUUUAA
Messenger RNA from Apis dorsata (giant honeybee), 2129 nucleotides. RefSeq names its product cysteine protease ATG4D (gene Atg4b). The coding region runs from base 391 to 1968 and encodes 525 amino acids. The transcript has 6 exons. Gene Ontology annotation, molecular function: protein-phosphatidylethanolamide deconjugating activity. The record is from RefSeq and is a predicted model, not a curated record. NCBI's taxonomy places the organism in Eukaryota, Metazoa, Arthropoda, Insecta, Hymenoptera, Apidae.